CAUCAGUACGUAACUUCCGCUACAUCAUCGACGCGUCUUUUUCCGGUGAGAAGCCAAACAAGCCCAGACAUGCCUCUUGCAAAGGAUCUGCUGCAUCCCAGCCCGGAGGAGGAGAAGAGGAGACACAAGAAGAAACGUCUCGUCCAGUGUCCAAAUUCCUAUUUUAUGGACGUCAAAUGCCCUGGUUGCUACAAGAUCACCACCGUGUUCAGUCACGCCCAGACUGUGGUGUUGUGUGUCGGAUGCUCCACAGUCCUGUGCCAGCCUACGGGGGGGGAAGCUCGCCUUACAGAAGGAUGUUCAUUCCGGAGGAAACAGCACUAACUCGGAUAAGAGCUAUGGAGUUGAGGAUGACGCCAAGUGGAGAGCAUGUGAUGCUAGUCCAUCCAAGCUUUAUGCAGAUAAAGGGACCUUUCUGCCACACAAAUCAAUACACGCUCAUGAUAAACCCAGUAGGCUUGUUUCCUGCACCAGGUGACUUGAAUCAAGGUGUGCUGAUCCAUCAGGGGAAGAUGACGUCAACGCUACACUGCUCCUAAUAAGCGUAAAGCAUUUCCAGGAAGGGAGACACGGUGUGGCUCAAUCUGGUCAUUACAGCUCCCGACCACGCCUUCACUUGCUCAACUAAUCUGAUACUUUAUGCUUUUCAAUGUUAAAUGUUUUUACUAUAAAGUUGCACAAAUCAUGAAACAUGAGAGAUGUAUUUAAAACAGUUUCCGUUAAUUGUUGCUAUAAUGACUUUUUGUGUAUGCGUGGAUGUGUUUAUUGAGCAAAGUUUACAAAUAAAACCUGGAUAAAGUCUGAGCAUUCUUUUUAA
Messenger RNA from Doryrhamphus excisus (bluestripe pipefish), 817 nucleotides. It is a transcript of the gene rps27.2, whose product is annotated as ribosomal protein S27, isoform 2. Gene Ontology annotation, biological process: translation. NCBI's taxonomy places the organism in Eukaryota, Metazoa, Chordata, Actinopteri, Syngnathiformes, Syngnathidae. Gene Ontology annotation, molecular function: structural constituent of ribosome. Gene Ontology annotation, cellular component: ribosome. The record is from RefSeq and is a predicted model, not a curated record.